UUGAUUUCAGCGUGCAUCUUUCCCGAAUCGGCUGUUCGACCCUUCUUUUUCGAUGUCCCUGCUGAGAUCCCUGCUGGAACAACGAUCAAUGAAACGUUCGUCGAACCUCCCGAUGCCAAUAUCCUUCUGGCGUCAGUGAGGUCCCAAGUACCUCUAGGGGAUUCUGAUUCUCCAUUCAAAGUGGUCACGGAAGAACGUCAGAAUUCGCUGUUGAGUGACAUCAUAAACCAAACGACUCCUCAUGAACCUACCGCUGUCCUUUUAAAACUCGUUAAACCAAUUACGCACCUUCCAAUAACCUUGAAACUUGUUGCUGAGGUAAGUCUUGAAUUCCCAAGAGCAUGCUUCCGAGACAUUGAUCCACCUUCAUGGAAAGCCACCUGA
This is a messenger RNA of Haemonchus placei, 384 nucleotides long. The record is from the annotation of a GenBank genome assembly. NCBI's taxonomy places the organism in Eukaryota, Metazoa, Nematoda, Chromadorea, Rhabditida, Trichostrongylidae.